Messenger RNA from Mytilinidion resinicola, 1482 nucleotides. RefSeq lists its product as uncharacterized. NCBI's taxonomy places the organism in Eukaryota, Fungi, Ascomycota, Dothideomycetes, Mytilinidiales, Mytilinidiaceae. The record is from RefSeq and is a predicted model, not a curated record. The coding region runs from base 1 to 1482 and encodes 493 amino acids. The transcript is spliced from 2 exons. Gene Ontology annotation, molecular function: zinc ion binding.
AUGACUUCUCAUUACCAAUACCCGCCAGCUCAGCAGCAGGGCUAUGCAGGUUCCCAUUAUCAACUACAGCAACCAUGGGGACCAAAUAGCUAUACACCAGGCCAAGGAUAUCAACAGUCACAGCAAGGUUAUCCACCGCAAAGUUAUCCCCCGGCCCAGUAUCCAGCCGGCUCGCCAAUGCCUGGUCAACAAGCACCGCACCCGUAUAUGCAACAGCCAUAUGCCCAGGUACCACCCGCGCAGCCUCAGUAUUAUCCAACACAGUCACAGGGCCAACUUGCGCCGCAACAAUCAGUACCAGCAUCAGGGCACCAUUCAAGGCCUACGACGCCUCAGAACCUCUCCUUCGUUGACCCCAAAGAGCUUGUCAAUUAUCUUGAAGAACAUCGCCAACCCCCAAUCCCGCAAACCUGGCAUCUUCCCCCUGUAACGUCCUCGCUGUAUGGCACUUUCCACCCCAACGCCGACAGCGACUGGGCCGACCCGCUCGCGGCGCAAGAGUGGUCCUCCCUCCGCCCGGUAGUCCAAUAUAAAUCACCCAAACACGCGCCCCUUUUCUACAUCAAGGCUGAACAAAAGGGUGGCCACAUUCGUGACAAGAAGUACUCCUGGACCAUGUCAUCGCCCUCUUCCAACGCAAAGAACCUAUGGAACUACACCCUCACCCGCAACCGCAAGACCGACGCCGUCCUCAGCGAAACGCUCACGAACCCCCACGGCAUCCAGAUCCACCCGAAAUUCAGAGCCACUGGAGAAUACGCCUCGCUCACUUUCAAGAGUCUGGAUGGCAAAAGCUACGAAUGGCGCUCUUCGGCCCGCGUGAGCAGCUUGAAUGGUGCAAGAUGGGACACCGUCCGCCACGCCCUCUUUUACAACAACGCCAUCGUCGCCGAUCAUACCUUCUGGGACGGCUUCGUGGACGAGCAGGAGAUCCACAAAACGGCGUCGUGCGACGGGUGUAAGAUGAAACCCAUGGUUGGCAUCCGCUGGAAAUGCAAAACGUGUCCCGACCACGACGUCUGCAACCCUUGUCGACAGACCGGUCAGUCCGUGAAACCGACCUGCGCGUGGCGGAUCAAGGGCGCGUGUCCUGAUGAGGCGCUCAACGUACGUAUGCAGGGUCUGGAUAUUGGCAUGGCGGUUGCGACGCUUCAGGUCUUGCGGGAUUGGGAGCGGCAUUUGCUGCGAGAAGAGAAGGCGAAGAAUCCGAUUGAGGUGGCGCAUGCAGAGACGCUAGCGAGGGAGCAACCGCUGGGGAUGAUUGCGUAUAUAAGAGCGAAGGAUCUCAAAAAUGGCAGUAGUGCUAAUGCGGAGUUGAACGCCUCGUUGCAUCAUAUCAAACAAGGUAUUGAGCUUGGAGGACAGCUGCAGAAUAUGUCCGCCGGAGAUGGGGGUGGGAUUGGCGGGGAUGGCGGCGGAGGAGGAGGAGGAGGAGGAGGGGGAGGGGGAGGCGAUGGCGGUGGAGGAGGUGGGGGGUGCUAA